AAGGGGGAAUACCGUGUAGAGCUAAUGCAUGAAUCCAUGUGACAAAGAUAAUGAUACUGAAAUAUGAUAUAAAAUAAAAAAUAACCAAAACAUAAUGUUCAAACAAAAAAAAAAAUUCUAAUUGAGCAAUGUGUUUUUAUAUAUCAUUGCAAAGGUGGACGGAGAAAAUAGCGUCUAUAUUGAGGAUGAUGGGGAAAAGACUUACGGCCUAAUUAAUUAUUAGGCCGCGUCGGAUGCUGCCGCGUCGGAUGCUGCCGCUGGAUGCUGCGCCCACGCGCCAUCGAUACAAGAUCCACUGCGCAGGCGCGGUGGGUCGGGACGCAAGGCAGAAGAAGAGGGAUAGAAAAAUGGCUCUUGAUAAUUUAAUUUUCGCGCAAUGUAUUCUUUAUUUUUUAUCUUUUGUUUUUGGUUUCAUUGCCGUAGUGCCCCUGUCGGAAAACACAGAAGAUUUCCGGGGGAAGUGCUUGCUCUUCACCCGGGGCAUUUGGCAGAACGAGAACAUCACUGUGUCGAAGCAGCGGUUCAUCGUGGAGGAGUGGGGACCCGAGUCGUCCUGCAGCUUUAUCACUUUUGUCGGAAUAGCAUCUCUUAUCCUGUCCGCAGUGCAGGCAUGGAGACUGCUGUUCUUCCUAUGCAAAGGACACGACGACACCAUCUUCAACGCCUUCCUGAACCUGCUCAUCAGCUCCCUGGCCGUGUUCACCGUCUUCCUGUCCAGCACCAUCGUCACCGUGGGCUUCAACCUGUGGUGUGACUCUGUCACCGAGGGCGGAAGCAUGCCCAGCAGCUGUGAAGAACUGCAAGACACCGACCUGGAGCUCGGUCUGAACAAUUCAGCUUUCUACGACCAGUUUGCGAUAGCUCAGUUUGGCCUGUGGGCGGCGUGGCUCACCUGGCUGGGGAUCGCGGUGCUAGCCUUCCUCAAGGUGUACCACAACUACCGGCAGGAGGACCUGCUGGACAGCCUGAUCCACGAGAAGGACCUGCUGCUGGGGCGCUCCGCUCUGCGCUGCCGCUCCGACGCACACCUGAAGACCGGCCUGAUCUGAGGGCCGGAGGAGGAGACACAGACACCAGACGGACGCACACACACACACGGACGCACACACACGCAUUCAUGCACACACACACACACAAGCACACAUACUGUAGCAAACACGGACACACAAACCUGCACACACACACAUACCGACGCACACACUGACGCACACACACGCGCAGCCAUGUAUAGAGUGACAUUCGUGCACGCACAUACACUCAUGCACGCACAUGCAUGCAUGGCCAAACAUACACACUUACUGUCACUCUAUGCAUACAAAUGCACACAUGCACACACACACACACGCACUGACACACACAGUCCUCGUUUUCUACUGUGAGCAAGACAGAUGCCAAAAUAGACAAUCGAAGAUCAGUAUUUCAGUCGGUGGUGGAUUGAAUCAAACAGGAGGUUUUAGCUUUGCAGAGGCUAUGUAGUACUUCAUACUAAUCAACAAGCAGCGAGGUGCAGUGUCUGUUUCUAUACCCGUCAUACUGAUGACUCAAACAGACUUACUGCUUAUAACGCACACCAUCCUGUCUAGCUGUAGCUUUUGCAUGGAUUGUUAUGCAUGAACCAAACGGGUUUUAAAUGUGCCACUAUCCUGUACCUAAAAGGGUUUCUGUGCUUUCCCAGUGGAGUCACCCUAUAACUUGGCAGAGGAAAAACCAUUGCAUGCUGUAGAAUAAAGCUGUUUGCUUUCGCAGUUCAUACACAACUGUACAUCAAGAAGUGUAACUCUCCAUUGUAUUUUGUCCAACUUCGCCAUCGAUAGAAUGCUUCGUAGGACGACUCAUUCCAGAGUACUCUUCUGUCCUUUGUGAGGACAGGAAAGUACCUAACCCUGCUUUAUCAUACUCACAAGAAUAUAUUCUUUAUUUCUUUACAUGCUGCCAGGAGGACAUUGAACUUAUGUAUACCUAGAAGAAUUUCUACUGAGAACCACAAAAACGCACACACAUAAACAGACUCACACAAAGGAUCCAUGGGUCGGGGGUAAGACCAAGUCUUCCGUUCAGUGGACUUUGGUAUGUAAUGACAGUUUUAUUCAAAACAAUCAAAAACAAAUCAUAAAAAAGUUAAGAACUAAGUAAACCUCCUAAAAAAGGCACACUUUACAAAGUGACCAUAUACGUUUGGACUGCCAUAACACAGCUACUCAACCAAAAGGUGUGUUCAGGAGCUAGUUGGGUGCGUUUUAUUGCUAAUAGCAAUUGUGUUUGCCAGUACUACCGGAACGGAGCCUUUCUCCUGUUGACCUCGGCUCUUAAGCCUUCUGUUGCUUCAACUGCUAGACUUUCAGAGUACAAUGCUUCCCUUUGUUUUCCCUGAAACCUGUUGGAUAAAACAAUGUUUUACUGAAAA
Messenger RNA from Gadus morhua (Atlantic cod), 2404 nucleotides. It is a transcript of the gene tmem179ab, whose product is annotated as transmembrane protein 179a, genome duplicate B. Lineage: Eukaryota; Metazoa; Chordata; Actinopteri; Gadiformes; Gadidae. The transcript is spliced from 4 exons. Bases 234 to 1049 code for a protein of 271 amino acids. The record is from RefSeq and is a predicted model, not a curated record.